GACGGAGAAAGCGCGCACCCCGGUUUCCAGCUUCAUGGGGCCUUGGGUCUUCGGGUUGAGGCCCGGUCCGCGGCAGGGAUGAGGAGGAGCACACACACAGAACUCACGGACACUUCGGGAUCGAACGGGAGGCUAAGAGGCACGCCAUGAAGAAAGGGAAGAGAAAGAGGGAGGGUAGUGGUGGAAUCGGUCUCGUGACUUGAGGUGCUGUCACAUGACUCCAUGGCUUCUGGGAAGGAGAAGAGAGAGUAAGAAGAGAGAAGCUGGAGUAGUAGGAAAUAGCCCCGACUUGCUUCUGCUGCCUAACCAUGGGGACCGUACUGGACAUUAAGAUCAAAAGAGCCAAUAAAGUAUAUUACGCCGGGGAAGUGCUCUCUGGUGUGGUAGUUAUAUCUAGCAAAGAUUCAGUACAACACCAGGGAAUUUUAUUAACAAUGGAAGGACUGGUGAAUCUGCAGCUCAGUGCCAAAAGUGUUGGUAUGUUUGAAGCUUUCUGUAACUCUGUUAAGCCUAUCCAAGUUAUUAGCAGUUCAGUAGAAAUUGUGAAACCAGGAAAAUUUCCCAGUGGCAAAACGGAAAUUCCUUUUGAGUUCCCUCUGCAUGUGAAGGGCAACAAAGUUUUAUAUGAGACCUAUCAUGGUGUGUUUGUCAACAUUCAGUAUACCCUCCGCUGUGACCUGAGACGAUCUCUUUUGGCCAAGGACUUGACAAAGAUAUGUGAAUUCAUCAUUCAUUCUACUCCUCAGAAGGGUAAAUCAACUCCAAGUCCUGUGGAUUUUACUAUUACACCUGAAACCUUGCAAAAUGUUAAAGAGAGAGCUUCUCUCCCCAAAUUUCUCAUCAGAGGACAUCUGAACUCAACCAACUGUGUUAUUACACAGCCACUAACAGGGGAGCUAGUGGUUGAAUACUCAGAAGCUGCCAUUAAAAACAUAGAAUUGCAGUUGGUACGAGUGGAAACCUGUGGUUGUGCAGAAGGAUAUGCCAGAGAUGCCACAGAGAUUCAGAAUAUCCAAAUUGCUGACGGUGAUGUUUGUAGGAGUCUUUCUGUUCCCAUAUAUAUGGUAUUCCCUAGACUUUUCACUUGUCCUACCCUUGAAACUACUAAUUUCAAAGUUGAAUUUGAAGUUAAUAUUGUGGUCCUACUUCAUGAUGAUCACCUCAUCACAGAGAAUUUUCCACUAAAACUCUGCAGAAUUUAAAGAAGGAAGAUAAAAGUUUGGAGAAAUUAAGCAAUCAAGGAGAAUUUCGAAGAGUUGAUAGACUGUUACUUGGACUAAAAGUUUAUAAAUAUAUACUUGUUUUUCUUUAUUAUUUUGAUCAGAAUGAACUUAAUACCCUAGAAAGUAUAACAUGUAUUUUUUCCUUUUGCUUGAUGUUUCUAGAGCAUAUGAUUUUUUUAGUCACUAGGUUGAGGCAUAUAUUUUCUUUGAUAUUCAAGGAUCUUAUUAGUGUUGAUUAAUAACAUUACCUGGCAGGAAAAAAAAAAUGUUAUUUGUACUUAGACUUAAAUUUUUUUCUCUAGCAUUACAUUGGAGAGUUUUGUAAUAAUUGAAGAUCUUUCAGUGCUCUGGUAGUGCUCUAAGUCUAUAAAUUGCAGAGAAGAUACAAAUCUUUGUCACCUGGACUUCUAUGAAUCCAGUCCCUGUACCGUCCUAAAUAUCUCCCAGAAUUGCCACCAAGGACUACUAUAACUCCAGGACAAAGAGUUUUUAGCUCAAAAUAUAAUUCCAGUCACCGUAAGGAAACUGAGAAAAACUGUGCUUAAUGCUGGUAAAGUGCUUAAUAAAGUCAUCUCAGAGUAGAUAGUGAUCAUUGCAUCCAAUUCUUGGUUCUGACACAGACUUACUGCCUCUUUGACUUCAGGAAAGUCAUUUUACCUCACAGUGUCCCAACCAACCCACUGAAAUUAUACAUUAACUAAUCAUCAGCUAAUCUCCAUUGGUUGAAAUGAAUUCCACAUCAGAAGUCUUACAAAAAUAAUAUCACAGAUUCAGACUCCUCCCUUUUUUACCCUUAAAAAUAUAUUUAGAGACAAAGUAAUAUGUUGGCCACAUAGGAGGAAUAAAGCAUUUAUUAUAUGCUCUAGGAAGUUGUAAGUAUAUGUUGGUUCUUUCAUGAACCUUUCAAUGACUUUGUUUUUCAAAGAUCUCUUAAAGAAGCCAUUAUAUGCUCAAAAAAUUUUUUACUGUGUGCAGAGCACUGUGACCCAAGCGCUGUGGAUAUAGAUAAAAAGCAAGAUGACCCUUGCUCUCAAAGAGCUCACUUUCUAAUGGAGGAGACAAGUUCAGUUACACAUCUACAAGUCAGGUGGAAGAGUUCCGUAGUUGUUAAGAGUGCAGCGGCAACUGUGGGCUUAGCUAUUCUAAUCCAUACAGUGAUCCAAGGCAAUUCCAAAAGACUUGAAAAGAAAAAAGCUAUUUCCAGAGAGACUACUGAUGAACUCUGAAAAUAGAUUAAAGCAUACUUUUUUCAUUUACUUAAAUUUUAUUUAAUGCUUUUUAAAAAAUACUAUGACUAAUGUGAAAAUGUUUUUCAUGAUUUCACAUCUACAAUUGAUAUAUUGCUUGCCUUCUAAAUAAGUUGGAGAGGAAGAAGAUAAUUGUAACUCAAAAAAAGUUUUAAAUAAAUGUUAAAUAAAAUUAAUUUUUUUAAUUAGCAAAGGAUACCUAAACAUUGAAUAUAUGCCAAUAAAUAUGUUGACCUAUUAAAGUCAUGACCAAAAAAAAGGAAAUAUUUUAUAAUUGUGUUCAUAUACUUCCUUAGUUGUGUCUUGGUAGGUUGACUCCUAAAUAUUUCAUACUAUCUGUAAUUAUUUUAAAUAAAAUUUCCCUAUUUCUGCUGGAUUUUGGUGAAAAUUGCAAAAAUACUGAUAAUUUCCAUGGGCUUAUUUUAUGUCCCGCAACUUUGCUUAAGUUAAUUGUUUCAAUUAUUUUUCUAGUUGAUUGUCUAGAGGUUUUUAUAUAAAUCAUCAUUUUGUUUCUUCUUUGCCUGUGAUGAUAACUUUCAAAUUUUUUUUGUCAUUAAUAGUUUAUCAAAAUGUGAAAGAUGCAUACAUCAUUGACAAACUACUCAAGCAGUUUAUUACUCAGAAAAUCAACUUAUAUAAAAAUAAUCAACACAAACGGAAGCUUAAAAAAUAUUUUGCUUGAUUUUAAGGAAAUGAAUGUACUUAUCCUCACUACACAAGGACAUUUUAAAGAUUCAAGACAAGGUUUCUAACACUAAGAUCUCAUAUGCACCAACAGAAAGUUAGAUUCACUAAGGUAAAAGUAAAGUUUUCUUUGAGGAAGAAAUACAUAUUUCAAUUUCAUUUUGCCUUAAGUAGUGGUCACCUAGUUUAUAAAGUGAAAGUUAAAACCUAUUUCAUAACUACAUACGUGAAAUGGUUCAAGAACAUAUGACUAGAAGAUAAUGAAAUACAGUAGAAAAAUUACUAGUUUUGAAGUUAAAAUAACUGACUUCAACAUUUAUGAAAGCCUCUUAUGUGCCAGUCACUGUGUUAAGUGCUGAAUGCUUACUCUAGCCCUCACUUAAUCUGUAAAUUGAUGAGCUAGUAUGAAUAUUUUUGUGCAUAUAAGUCUUCCUUAUUUCUUUGAUUUCUUUAAAAUAUAGACUAACUGGUAUUGUUGGGUCAAAAAAAUACAUGGUUCUAUAGCCCUUUGAGCAGAGUUCUGUAUUUUUUUUCCCAGAAUGAUUGGACCACUUUACAACUUUAUUGACAAUGUAUUAGUAUCCUAUUUUCUCACACCAGUAUUUUUUCAGUAGUUGCCAUUUUCCAUUUUCUGCAAUACUACCUCAAAUACCUCAAAAUUGGCUUAAUUUGCAUUUUUUCCAACAAUGAUUUAGAGCAUUUUUCAUAAGAUAAUUAAUACCUUUGAAAAUUGCCUAUUCAUGUUCUUUGGACAUUUAUCAAUGGUAGAAUUAUUUUUAUAUUUGGUUCAGUUCCCCAUAGAUUUGAAAUAGAAAACCUUUAUCAGAAAAAACUUCUUAUAAAAUUUUUCUCCCAGUUUCCUGCCUCUAAUAUUGGUUGCAUUGGUUUUGUUUAUUCAAAAGUUUUUAGAUUUCAUGCAAGCAAAAUUAUUUAUUUUACUUCUUGUGUGAUCCUCUAUCUUGUUUGUGAUCCUCUAUCACAAACUCUUCCUUUAUCUAGACAUCUGACUGGCAAAUUUUUCCAUGCUCCCCUAAUUUGCUAAUGAUAGUUCACCUUUUAUAUCUAAACUAUGCUGAAUUUCUACUUGACUGCUUUUCAGGUUGGAGUUCUUGUACUAAAAAUUUGGAUCUUUAGAUUUAUCAAGCACUAGAUUACUCUGAUCAUUUACUUAGGUAAAUCAUAUUACUGUGUUAAUAAAUUUCUCUGAUCCACUACUCUUGUUUCUUAGCCAUACCAAAUUAUUUUGAUAAUUAAUCUUUUGUAAUAUUCUAGUAUGGCUGGGCCACCUUCAUUCAUUUUUUUUUCAUUUAUUCCCUUGAUAUUCUUGACUUCUUGCUUUUUUGAAUUUAAUUUUUUGGUUUUGGGGAAUUAGGUUGGCAAAACACUGAAUAAAUUAAUUUAGGUAGAGUUGUCAUUUUUUUACUAUAUUGGCUCAGCCUACCCAUGAGCAAAUAUUUCACUAAUUUCUAAAUUUGUUUUUAUUUGUAUGAAAAGAUUAGUUACUAGAUUUGUCUUGGCAAGUAUUUUAUGUUAUCUUCAGUUAUUUUAAAUGGAAUUUCUCUUUCUAUCUUUUCUUGCUGGGUUUUUAAGUAAUGUAUAGAAAUGCUGAUGAAUAAUGUGGGUGUAUUUUCUGCUACUUUUCUAAUUGUUAAUUCUUUCAACUAGCUUUUUAGUUGAUUCUCUAGGGUUCUCUAGUUAUACUAUCUUUUCUCUGAAGUGCGAUGAUUGUCUUUCUUCCUUUAUUCUUAUUCUUCAAUUUCUUUUUUUUUCUUAUUGCUAUAACUAGAAUUUCUAGAAUAAUAUUGAAUAAUAGUGAUGAUAACAAGUGUUCCUUGCUUUACUCUUGUUCUUAGGAAGAUUUCUAGUUUUUCCUGGUUAAAAAUAAAAUAAUGGCUAUUUAA
This is a messenger RNA of Antechinus flavipes (yellow-footed antechinus), 5055 nucleotides long. It is a transcript of the gene VPS26C, whose product is annotated as VPS26 endosomal protein sorting factor C. The transcript has 8 exons. Gene Ontology annotation, cellular component: endosome. Gene Ontology annotation, biological process: intracellular protein transport. The record is from RefSeq and is a predicted model, not a curated record. Bases 309 to 1202 code for a protein of 297 amino acids. NCBI's taxonomy places the organism in Eukaryota, Metazoa, Chordata, Mammalia, Dasyuromorphia, Dasyuridae.